CCGCUCCGGGUCCCCGCGGGUGGAGCAGCGCGUGGGCGGGGCUCCCGUUGGUGGGGUUCCCGGGGCGGGGCGCGCAGAGUCCGCCGGCUGAUGCACAGUCCGGCUGGAGUCCGCCGGAGCCCAGCCUCGGUCCCGAGAUGACGGCGAACAAGCGGGUGGCGAAGGAGCUGGAGGACCUGCAGAAGAAGCUUCCCAGGUACCUGCGGAACCUGUUUAGCGAUGAUGCCAAUGUGCUCGUGUGGCACGCGCUCCUUCUGCCUGAGACGCCUCCCUACAACCUCAAGGCCUUCCACCUGCGCAUCUGCUUCCCCGAGGAGUAUCCGUUCAAGCCCCCGACGGUGACCUUCACAACCAGGAUCUACCACCCCAACGUGGACAGCAACGGCCGGGUGUGCCUGCCCAUCAUUAGCAAUGAGUACUGGAAGCCUUAUACCAAGACCUGCCAAGUCUUGGAGGCCCUCAAUGUGUUGGUGAACAAACCAGAGCCGGAGCAGCCUGUUCGGUUGGAGCUUGCUGACCUGCUGGCACAGGACCCGGAGCUGUUCAACAGGAAGGCUGAAGAGUUCACCCUCCAGUUUGGAGUGGACCGGCCCUCCUAACUCUGGCUCUGACCCGUCUCUGCACCAGAUCCUCUCUGUGUGAUGGAUGGACACACCUCACGGACUGGGGGCCAGAGUCCCUUUGUGGUCCAUUCCUGCUCAUUUCUUCCGUGUUUUCCUUUUGGUUGUUAGUCAUUCACUUGUCUGUGUGUGUGUGUGUGUGGCGGGGAGAAGGGGACUGGGGGUGGUAUGUGGUGUGUGGACCCACUGGCCACAGGCGUGCUAUUCCCACGCCCUUUCCAGCUUCCAGUCCAGGGGGAGCCACGGAGACCACGUGCUUGCCCAGCCAUUAAAGUCACAGGUGAACUGUG
Camelus dromedarius (Arabian camel) is the source of this 910-nucleotide messenger RNA. RefSeq names its product ubiquitin conjugating enzyme E2 L6 (gene UBE2L6). The record is from RefSeq and is a predicted model, not a curated record. NCBI's taxonomy places the organism in Eukaryota, Metazoa, Chordata, Mammalia, Artiodactyla, Camelidae. Bases 138 to 599 code for a protein of 153 amino acids. The transcript has 4 exons.